Messenger RNA from Nematostella vectensis (starlet sea anemone), 2862 nucleotides. RefSeq names its product Usher syndrome type-1G protein homolog. Gene Ontology annotation, molecular function: protein binding. The transcript has 2 exons. Lineage: Eukaryota; Metazoa; Cnidaria; Anthozoa; Actiniaria; Edwardsiidae. Bases 114 to 1556 code for a protein of 480 amino acids. The record is from RefSeq and is a predicted model, not a curated record.
CAAUGAGCAGAUUCGUCAUCUUCUUAAUGCCCCUGAGACACAGACGUCUCGCAGGGUUACGACGCAUAAAGCGUUACACCGCGUCAAGAUGAUUUAGCAGACCAAAGAGAAACAUGGUGGAUCUGUAUUUUAAGGCUGCGCGAGAUGGGAAUCUUAAUAUCUUGAAAAACGCUACAAAAAGAGACACGAAUCGCCGAGAUGAAGAUUAUAUGACACCUGUACACUACGCCGCGAGCUGUGGAAAUGUCGAGGCUUUGCGUCUUCUUGUAGGAAAAGGUGGUGACCCGGACAAGACCAAUUGUGACGGCUCUACCGCGGUGCAUUUAGCUGCCGGAUGCGGCCAGCUCAACUGUCUGUCAUUCCUCACAAACUUCGGCGCGAACAUAUGGGCGCUAGACAACGAGGGACACACCCCCUUAGAAGAAGCGGCGAUUCAUGGGCGGAUGGACUGCGUCCGACAUCUCGAUGGACUUGUUGCUAUUCAGAUGUUACGAAACAAGAAGGAAACGGAGAGGUUGAAAAGAAGAGCUAAAAGCGAGGCGAUCCGGCGAAUGCGUAAGCAGAGCAAGAUGCAGCAAGAACGAGAAAAAGCGUACGAGAAGAGAGUUCAGAGAGAGACAAAGAAUGGGAAAAAUAGUGCGGAAAUGAACGAGCUGAAGGCAAGUAAAGUGUAUAGUGUCAGUGACUGGGAUGUGCAGAGCUCGAGGUCAGGCUACAUGAAUGGUUCAAAUAGGCCAAGAAACUUCUCGGAUCUCGCUGGGGUAUCGGCGAGUGAAGACACGCUCGACGACAUCGACACUAGAAGCACACUGUCGCACGCAUUGUCGGAUACCUUCACUGGCAAGAGUAAGUUUCUAGGAAGAAUCCGUACAAAGAUGAGCACGUUAGGUAGAAAGUCAAACAGACAAGAAAAUGGGAAUGUCAUUUUGAUGAGGAAUAGUUCAAAAAGUGAGCCGAACGUUAGCAAAAUCGGACGGGGUCAGAAAUCAAACGGAUUUGGCCAGUACAAUGAAACACCAGUCAUGCUCUCACACCGUCCACUAGCGACUAAUUCAGUCACUGAUCCACAGUCCGAGCCAGAUUCCGAUGACUCCUUCGACGAGACCAAUUCUGUGGGACACAUUACAAAGAAAUACGACGACAAAGGCAACGUCACCACAGAGAUCCAAUACAUAAAGCGCGCUAAGUCUAAUGGGAGUAUCACAAGCCGAAACAGCCGGAACAGUCAGGCGAGCUUCUCCCAGCAAAGCCAGGGGACCUACAACGACUUUGGCAGCUUACACUCCGCGGGCUUCGAUGAUUACUCCUCAGACGUGUUGGCAGAGAGCACAGAGAUGAAAGGAGUCGUCACUUUUCUAGCUUCACUGAACCUUGAACAGUUUACGGCUUCAAUUCUGAAGGAAAGUAUAGACUUGAGUGCGCUUUUACUGUGUGAUGACAAGGAUUUGCAGAGUGUUGGGUUGCCACUGGGGCCGAGACGCAAAAUCAUGGAGGCGAUUAAGAGAAGAAACCUUGUGUUGAAGAACCCAGGACAAAUGAAAGAUUCCAGAAUUUGAACAUUACAAUAUUCAGUUUUCUUUGGGAAGCAAAUUAUCGUUUUAUAAUUUAGACAGGAAUGUUUGUUGCUUGGCACCUUUUCCGAUUAGUUUAAAGACGUACCAUUAACAGCAAAAUACACAUCAUCCACAGCAUAAUUAUCAAUAUAAUUAUCAUCCACGAUAUCAUCAUAAUCAUCAUCAUCUACAUCCAGGCGCUUACAAUGGGUGCACCCUUCUUGGCGGGUCAUUUACUAUGCUUUUUCCAUAUGAUACCUAUCACUGCGCACCCCGCCUCAGCCAAUCCUGGGCACGUGCCUGCCAUCAUCAUAUUUUUUUAUUGAAAAUUUUCAUGUAUUGAUAAUUGCGCAAUAUAAAUGUUAUAAAUUAUUGAUUAUUAUAUUCACAAUAUCAUCAUCAUAAUCUAUAUAGUUUUAUCAUCAUUAUCUACACCAUCACGUUUAUAAUAUCUUCACCAUAAUAAUAAUAAUCUACAACAUCAUCCUUUGAAAUAUCAUCAUCUACAACAUCAAAUUUAUCAUACCUACAUAAUUUUUCAUAAUCAAUGUCAUCAUCAUCAAUAAUAAUAGCAAUUGUCAUUAAUGACUAAACAACAAUGGCAAUAAUAGCCUUCCGAGGAGAGCUGAACUGAAUUAUGCAUAAAUUCUAAAAACAGAGGGAAGUUGGAGAGAUAAAACAAAACUAAUUUAUUUUAUCACUUCCUGAGCACUCCCUAACCAUUGAUCUGGCCGCUAAUAUAGAUUAAGUACCUUCUAGUGAAAACAUUUAUAGCAAUUUUAAUUUUUUUUUUAAAUGUCAAUUUUUAUAAAAUGGAAGAGUUAGUAAGAUUAAUAGGCUGUCAACAUAGGCAAAAACAGUAACUUUAUGCAUCCAGUAACUAUUACGCAUAACCAGUAACCAGUAAAUAUAAUGCAACAAUGCAAUGUUGUUCCAUUUUAUAAGUUCUCAAAGAAGUCAAUACUUACCAGGCAGAUUCUGGACUCUUCAAAGGUGGCAGCAUCCCUUGGGCGGGGUUGGGGGGACCAUACUGAGGCAGGGUUGGGGGGCAGGGAUAUAUAAACAUGUGAUGGGAUUGUGAAUUUAGCUCCCAUAACUUUCAUUCAGAUUUGAGCCCAAAGGGAGGGGCCAAAGCCCACUGGAUAUACCACUAGCAUGGAUCAGGAUUUUUGGUUUGCUGAAAAGAUAACUAUAACUUAGCCCUAGCAGCAGCUUAAUUCAGAGAAAAUGGCAUGACGGAGUAAUUGUAAAAUACAGAUAAUCUCCUAGUGAUAAUUUUUUUAAUGCAAAUAAAAUAUUUUAUUCACCA